GUUCAAAACUUGGCUGAUUAUAGCAGUCGUAUGUACGCACAGUGCUUCGUGAAUGAUUCCUUAAACAGCGAAAAAUGUGCGACUCUCGCGCGACAAGUGAGAUUUACUCAAUUAUACAACGAUUUCGUGAACGUUUAGAUCAAAAUGACGAAUCACUUGCGAGAAACACGGUUAAGAUUACGGACCUUGAAUCGCAACGUGGUUCGCGUACACUUGGGUUGAAUCAGGCCAUACACAGCUACAAUGGUACGUUACUUUGGAAAAUAGAUAACUUCAAUCGAAAGAGACAGAACGCCAUUAAUGGUAUAAAAAAAGCCUUGUACAGUCCACCAUUCUACAGUCCUCAAUAUGGUUACAAGAUGUGUGCUAAGAUCUAUAUGAAUGGUGAUGGUUUUGGAAAGGGAACUCAUUUAUCUUUGUUUUUUGUUGUCGUGAAAGGUGAUUACGAUGCACUUCAAACAUGGCCUUUCCAAAAGAAGAUCACAAUGAUGUUAAUGGAUCAAGGAAAUGGUGAUCACAUGAUUGAUGCUUUUCAUUCAGAUCCUCAAAAUUCCUCAUUUCAGCGACCAAAGUCAGACAUGAAUAUCGCUUGUGGAUCACCUCUCUUCAUGGCAUUGGAAAGUUUGAAAAAUCGUCAGUAUAUUAAAGAUGAUACCCUCUUUAUGAAGAUGAUUGUUGACUGAACAAUUCCUAAAUUUAAAAGCACGUUUCUUUUAGCACGUAAUACAUUUUACCCAGUGUCAUUUGUUUUGUUUUGUGUUUUUAAAAUACUUUUUGAUAGUUAUUCAUAACAUAAUAUAAUUAAUUGUUAUAAUUAAUAAGGUAAUUUUAUGUAUUACAUUCACAGAACUUGCAAAAUAAGAAUAUACUAUUUCAUUGUUUUAUUGUUACUAACAUAAUGGCUAAACACUGUGUUUCGCCUACAAGAAAUCAUCGUGAUGAAAAUAUAGUAAAAAUAUGUGUAUGUAAUCAUAGAUAUAUUUGUAAACUAAAAAAUAGAGAAAAAUAAAAACGCUAUGCGAUUAUAGUAUUUUAAAAUCAUGACGCUACAAUAGCACGCAUUAUGACAUUUGCAGAA
Molecule: messenger RNA, 1078 nt
Organism: Xenia sp. Carnegie-2017
Lineage: Eukaryota; Metazoa; Cnidaria; Anthozoa; Malacalcyonacea; Xeniidae
Product: TNF receptor-associated factor 3-like
Exons: 2
Coding region: 75-683 (202 amino acids)
Biological process (GO): regulation of canonical NF-kappaB signal transduction; tumor necrosis factor-mediated signaling pathway; protein K63-linked ubiquitination
Cellular component (GO): plasma membrane signaling receptor complex; cytoplasmic side of plasma membrane
Molecular function (GO): ubiquitin protein ligase binding; tumor necrosis factor receptor binding
Source: RefSeq, a predicted model, not a curated record